This is a messenger RNA of Striga asiatica, 1258 nucleotides long. The record is from the annotation of a GenBank genome assembly. Lineage: Eukaryota; Viridiplantae; Streptophyta; Magnoliopsida; Lamiales; Orobanchaceae.
UUUGACGACCGUAGGGCCCUUCAUACUCAUCGCCUGCGCCACUACCUCUCUUCCUCCGCCUCCUUUCUACCUCACAGCGCGACCUCCGGAGCUCCGCUUUUCGCCGCACCUAGACCAUACUAAGCCCUACUGACAAAAGUAACGGCCGAAACCACCGCCUCCGCGGCAGGAGCCCGAAUUAUUCUGCGCCUGCCGCCCCUCAGCUGUGUGCCUGCCGGAUACCAUGUCGCAGAGGAUCGGAAAAGCCAUUCGGCGUCCAGGCGCCCCGUCAAAGGCGCGGGCCUACCCCGACGUCAAUGUCAACCGCCCGAAGGAGUAUUGGGACUACGAGUCCCUCACUGUUCAAUGGGGGGAGCAGGAUGAUUAUGAGGUGGUGAAGAAGGUGGGUCGGGGCAAAUACAGCGAGGUUUUCGAAGGCAUUCACACUACCGACAACGAGAAAUGCAUUAUCAAGAUUCUUAAACCUGUAAAGAAGAAAAAGAUAAGGAGGGAGAUUAAGAUUUUGCAGAAUCUAUGUGGCGGGCCAAAUAUUGUGAAGUUGCUUGACAUCGUAAGGGAUGAACAAUCAAAGACUCCAAGUCUUGUCUUUGAGUAUGUGAAUAAUACAGACUUUAGAGUGCUGUAUCCCACACUUUCGGACUUUGACAUUAGAUAUUACAUCUAUGAACUUCUGAAGGCAAGCCUCGUGCUUUUAUCAGCCAUCAAAUUUCUUGCAUCUGUGGCUUUAGACUACUGCCAUUCUCAAGGUAUCAUGCAUAGAGAUGUGAAGCCUCACAAUAUCGCAAUAGACCACGAGCAGCGUAAACUUCGCCUGAUAGAUUGGGGGCUUGCGGAGUUCUAUCAUCCUGGAAGAGAGUAUAAUGUUCGUGUAGCUUCUAGAUAUUUUAAGGGCCCCGAACUUCUUGUUGAUUUGCAAGAUUAUGAUUACUCCUUGGACUUAUGGAGCUUGGGAUGCAUGUUUGCUGGAAUGAUAUUUCGCAAGGAGCCUUUCUUUUACGGGCAUGAUAAUUAUGAUCAACUAGUCAAGAUUGCAAAGGUACUGGGAACAGACGAGUUGAAUGCUUAUUUGAGUAGGUAUCGUUUGGAAUUGGACCAGAAUUUUACUGCCCUUGUUGGAAGGCAUAGCAGAAAACCAUGGACAAAGUUCAUUAACGCUGAUAAUCAACAUUUGGCUGUUCCUGAGGCAGUUGAUUUUCUCGACAAAUUGUUGAGAUAUGAUCAUCAAGAAAGGCCUACUGCAAAAGAGGCAAUGGUAUAA